Quercus lobata is the source of this 735-nucleotide messenger RNA. Its product is annotated as E3 ubiquitin-protein ligase RING1-like. The coding region runs from base 44 to 475 and encodes 143 amino acids. NCBI's taxonomy places the organism in Eukaryota, Viridiplantae, Streptophyta, Magnoliopsida, Fagales, Fagaceae. The record is from RefSeq and is a predicted model, not a curated record. The transcript has 4 exons.
UUCAGAAAGAGUUCAUAGUGAUCUGGAUGAUGAAGACAGGCAUAUGUCUUUCUGUGCGUCAGGACUCCACCCUAAUGGUAGAUGCACUUGUGGGACAUUCUUUUCAGCUGAAGAGCCUAGUAUUCAUGCAAGCAUCUUUCAAAUACUCAUGCUUGCUGAUGCACUAUUUGAGGUCUUGGAUGAAAUCCAUCACCACCCGGUGUCUGAUUCGCCGUCUGUGCUUUCACUGCCAGCUCCAGUGGAUGUUGUAGACUCAUUUCCUCUCAAGAAUCACAAGAAGGCCGAGGCAACUGAAAAUGGAGCCCAGUGUUACAUUUGCCUGGCUGAGUACGAGGAAGGGGAAACAAUAAGAGUUCUCCCAUGUUGUCAUGAAUAUCAUAUGCCAUGCAUUGAUAAAUGGCUCAAAGAAAUUCACGGUGUAUGCCCAAUUUGCAGAGGAGAUGUUUGUGAGGGCAUUGCCGAGGCUUUCACCUAAAAUCCAGAAAUUUCAUCUUUUUGAUGGAUAUGUAAAUACAUAUAUAAAUAGGUAAAGGUUUUUUCUUGAAAUAUUUUAUGCCUACAUAGUUGUAAAACAGUAAAAGUUUUAUGCUUCAGUAAUAUGAUAUGCUAUAAGUUGGCUCCAGAGAAUUAAGAAGAGGGGCAUAUGCAUCUUGUAGUUUCCCUGUUGAAAUUCCAGCACAUCAGAUUUUGUAAUAAAAACUAGAAAGGAUUAUCAUCAAAAUCAUUGCCACACCA